Messenger RNA from Cotesia glomerata, 1922 nucleotides. RefSeq lists its product as uncharacterized. Lineage: Eukaryota; Metazoa; Arthropoda; Insecta; Hymenoptera; Braconidae. The transcript has 3 exons. Bases 552 to 1907 code for a protein of 451 amino acids. The record is from RefSeq and is a predicted model, not a curated record.
AAAAAAUUCAGAAGAAAAAAGAAGAAAAAGAAGAUAAAGAAGAAAAAAUAAAUGAAAAUAAAUAUAUUGUAUCAAACUCAAAAUGUCGUCUAUUAGAUCAAAAUCCUUGGGAUGAAAGUAUUAAAAAAUAUAUUGAGCCGCGAGAAUUUGAAUCAUGCGCAUCGACUAAUUUACUGCUCACUUCAAUUAGCCGAGGUAUUGAUGGAAAUUUCAGUAUCGUUAUUAAUGAAGAAAUAGCCAAUGAAUAUUACAAUGAUUUGAUAAAUUGUUGUUGGUCUUCAAUUGCCCCAAUCAAAGUAAAAAAAUCUACAGUUAAUAAUAACAUCGAAUUCAACGUAUCAGAGUGUCAAGAUUUCAAGGAUCAGGUCCAGAUACCAGCGGGUGUAGAAUUAGUCAAAGUAGUUUGUCGACCAUUCGAAAACUUAAAUAAAAAGAUAUUCACGGCUGAUUAUCAAAAUAUUCAUGUUGUAUUAAAUUCUACCGAAUUUAAAAGCCGUUUUGGAGAUGACACUCUCAAUGAUAAAAAUGAGAACAAAAAAAUAAGCGUCCUCAUGUUGGGGAUUGAAAGUUUGUCGCGCUUGAAUUUCAUCCGCAGUUUUCCAAAAACAGAAAAAUUUCUAAAAAAUACAGGAUGGACUUCUCUGGAAGGUUAUAACAAAAUUGGCGAGAGUUCUUCUUCAAACAUAAUGGCCGUUUUAUCGGGUCUCAAUGCUUCGUCCAGUAGUAUAUUCUAUAAAUCAGAAAGGCAGCGUUACCUGGACGAUUUCCCAUUCAUCUGGAAGGAUUUCAAACAAGCUGGUUAUGUUACAGCUUUUGGAGAAGAUAUGGGUAACUCUUACACGUUUAAUUUUGAACAAACAGGAUUCGUUGAUCCUCCAACAGAUUACUAUCCUCGACCUUACAUCGUUGCGACAGAAAAGUUUUUGAAACAAAAAAAUAAAAAAAAUAAUAAAUAUUGCACCGGACCAGAAUUAUCCUUCGAAAGAAUUUUAAAUUACGCAUUAGAUUUUGCAGUAACAUUUUUAGGCAAACCGUAUUUUGGUUUUUUCUGGAGCAAUUCAGUGACUCAUAGUGACAUCAACGCAGCAUCGUCGCUGGACUCGCAUCUGCUGGAAAAGUUGGAGUCUUUGGAACAACACGGUGUCUUCAACAACACUCUGGUAAUUCUUUUCAGUGACCAAGGAAUGCAUUGGGGCGGAAUCAGAAACACUUCUGUCGGUUGGUACGAAGAGAGGCUGCCUUUUGUGUAUCUCCGAGUUCCAGAAACUUUCAAGAAUUUGAACAAUAAUUACAAGUACAACACUUUGGACAUUAUUCAGGCGUUAAAAAUAAACGAGCGUCGAUUGACUUCUCCCUACGACUUGCACGAAACACUCAGAGAUAUUUUGGAACGCGCGGGAGGCAAAUCAAGUUACAAAUCUGAUUGUUCUACCUGCCAAAGUCUUUUCAAAUUUGUUCCGUACGAAAGAGGCUGUGAGGACGUAGGAGUGUUGCCUCACUGGUGUGCUUGUUCAGAGUUCACUUCACAUUCAUCUGAAAGUAAAAUGGCAAUAAAGGGUGCCCAAAAUUUCUUAUCGUAUGUCGAAGAAAUUGUCAAAGACUACGAAGAUGAGGACGGAAGAUUAUGUGCCAAAUUGGAGCUCAAAAAAAUUAAUCGAUUUGAUGAGAUCCGUUUGAAAAAUAAUAAUACGGGUAUUAGAAAAUUUUUCUAUCAAAUUGAAGUUACGCCUGGCAAUGCGGUGUAUGAAGUUACCAUGGAUUUGGAUGAAAAUAAAAACUUUCAAGUGUCAGAACAUGAAAUAAGUAGAAUAAAUUAUUAUAAACAUGUUGCUGACUGUAUUUCUGAUAUUAGUCAUAAAAAAUACUGUUAUUGUUCCAAUUUACUUCAGUCGAAUAAUGUAAAAUAAUUUUUCAUUGUUAUU